ACACAGCCCUCUGGCACACAAACACACUUUUGGAGGCAUUACAUCAGAACUCAGGCAGGCGGCAAGCUCCAAGUUUGUGGUUUGUUUGUUUUCUUUUCGGCUCCUCCCUUUCUUUUUCGCGUAGUAGGAGUUCGCUCAGACGUUUGUCUGGACUGAAGGCCGGGAUCAGAUGUAGAGGAACGGCUCUGAAGUGAAAUCCGUUGGCAAUCAAGGACAGGAACGAGGUGGACGACACAACGCCGCCGGGCCGUGGAAAUCACUAACCGCACACAGGCACACAUACAGCAUGAUUGGGCCUCACUGUGGUUGACAACUGUGGAGCAUUUGAGAAACCUCAAAGGGUGGGUCCCAGUCCUCCCGCUGUCUGCCUAAGAGCAACUCCCACCUCCAGCCCUGGCUGCAGGGCCAGCAGAUCUACCCCUGUGGACACCCCAAUCCCUUUUGCGUCCUAAAGCUUCACACCCGGCCACAGUCUUACAGGGGGUCAACCCCCCAGCCACACACCUCCACUGCCGCCCUCCCACGCACUUCAGGGACAGGACUCCGCCGUAUUUUACGGACAAACCCCUCCGGACCGUCGAAUGACAAGCGUGCUUCGGAGGGCGGGGCUUGCCUCAGUCUCUCAUGAUUGGCUGCUGGAUGGAAUUGAGGUGAAUGGAACACAUGCCCAAGGAGCAGGACUCUAACCCAUCAGAGGGAGAAGAGAAACAGUGGCUCAAUGGCCCUAAGAGGAAGAGGAAGAACAGCCAAUGUUCGGUGAAGAGUAUGACUGGGUACAUCCCCAGCUACCUCGAAAAGGAUGAGCCAUGUGUGGUGUGUGGCGACAAGGCCACAGGUUACCACUACCGCUGCAUUACCUGCGAGGGUUGCAAGGGUUUCUUUCGUAGGACCAUCCAAAAGAACCUCCACCCCGCAUACUCCUGCAAGUACGAUGGCUGCUGCAUCAUCGACAAGAUCACCCGCAACCAGUGCCAGCUGUGUCGCUUUAAGAAGUGCAUCGCAGUGGGAAUGGCCAUGGAUUUGGUGCUGGACGACUCAAAGCGGGUGGCUAAACGGCGCCUCAUUGAGGAGAACAGGGAGAAACGCAAAAAGGAGGAGAUGGUGAAAACCCUGCAGAGCCGUCCGGAGCCCACCGUGGCCGAGUGGGACCUGAUCCGGCUAGUGACGGAGGCCCAUCGGCACACCAACGCUCAGGGCGCACAGUGGAAACAGAAGCGCAAAUUCCUGCCAGACAAAAUUGGCCAGUCUCCGGUUGCCCCGACGUCAGACGGAGACAAGGUGGACCUGGAAGCCUUCAGCGAGUUCACCAAGAUCAUCACCCCUGCCAUCACACGCGUAGUCGACUUUGCCAAAAAACUGCCCAUGUUCUCUGAGCUGCCUUGUGAAGACCAGAUCAUCUUGUUGAAGGGCUGCUGCAUGGAGAUCAUGUCGCUGCGAGCGGCAAUCCGCUACGACCCCGAAAGCGAGACGUUGACGCUGAGUGGGGAGAUAGCUGUGAAGCGGGAACAGCUGAAGAACGGAGGGUUGGGUGUGGUGUCCGAUGCCAUCUUUGAUUUGGGCAAAAGCCUGGCGCAGUUCAACCUGGACGACACGGAAGUGGCGCUACUGCAGGCUGUGCUUCUCAUGAGCUCAGAUCGCUCUGGCCUGACCUGCGUGGACAAGAUAGAGAAGUGUCAGGAGACUUACCUGCUGGCGUUCGAGCACUACAUCAACUACCGCAAGCACAACAUUCCUCACUUCUGGCCCAAGCUCCUCAUGAAGGUGACGGACCUGCGGAUGAUCGGGGCGUGCCACGCCAGCCGCUUCCUUCACAUGAAGGUGGAGUGUCCCAACGAACUCUUCCCGCCGCUUUUCCUCGAGGUGUUCGAGGACCAGGAAGUGUGACAUGCGCAGUUGCCACCGUGUGCAAUGGGAAAAGCAAGGAAAUGGGAGACGGGCUACGCCACGGAGACACAGGGAGAGUCUCGCCGGCAGGAAUUUGUGUUUCUCCGACAUCAAAUUCACAAUUUGUGGUCUCUAAAAAAAAGGAAAAACUGGAUAUAAUCGGAUAAAAACGCACUCACCAGCAAAAGGAGAACGGGGGGGAAAAAAAGCCACCGCUUCUCUUUCUGACACCUCCUGUUUAAACAUUCAUGUUGGGGGGCCCUUCUGUCUGAGCAAGAUGUUUUAUCCAGAAAGAGUUGCCAUUUGCCAAGACACAUCCACAAACACACAAGAACACUCACACACAGAGCCACAGCUUGUUUCACCUCAGUUCUUCAGGUCAGGGUUGUUUGUGGGGGUCAGGUUCCCCUCCUUGUUUCCUUCUGUUUUUUUUUAUUUUUCUCGCAGUGCUCACGUUUUUGAAGCAGCGUCAGAACCUUUCAGUAUUAUUUCUGAAAAAAAAGUGUUAAAACGGUAAUUCAGAAAACGCGGGGAAUGGGUGUCGUCAUUUCUCACCGUCGUGCAGGCAAUCAGCAGAAACUGCGACCCAAAAUCCCUUUUUUAUUUUUAUUUUUUUAUUUUCUCCCCCUCCACGUUCUCUGGUGUGCGAUGGCGCCUAUGGAAGCAAAAGCUACCAGAGUGGGCCGCCUGUUACUCAACUCAAUCUGAGCCGUUACUGCUGUUUAUGUUGUUUUUGUUUCGGGGCUGUUCCUCCACUUAGAUCCCACUGAAACAGGUGCUAUAUUUAUACAAAAGAAAAGGCUAGUUCAGUUCGAUGUAAAUGUGCUGUCAGCCUUUAAAAAGGAGGCUCCAUAUCUACCUGUGUUUUUUUUUUUUUUUUUAUUCUUGUCAUCGGACCGGCUCCUGUGACUCACACAGACAAACAAACAUACAUACAUGCUGGCAGUCCUUGUCACUGCCUUGUGCAGCUCUCAUACCGUUGUAUGAAUGACAAUAAAGCGCUUUUCUCUUCAAGGAAUUACCGCUGUGAGAGAAGGAAAAAGGAAAAACCGAGGAGGGAGGGAUUCCCUUUUGAAAAGCAGAUAAUGGAGGAGCGGAGACAGGGAGAGGAGAUGGGGUUUAAUACCCCGACUGGGGUCAGAAGUAAAUCUUCUACAUCCUGCCUUCCUGUCUCUGUCCACGGCUGACACACACACAUUUACAUGAAAACAUACAACUUCACCUCAGAGUAACAAAAAUGCCUCAUUUUACUGUACACACUGCACUGCGGUGUGGAUUUAAAGCCCUAACCUGUAGGGUUUUUACAGAGUCCUCUCCUCAUGGACUCAGCUCAGUGUGGCCCCUCCAGGCUUCCAUACGCACUUGCCUUUUUUUAGAAAAAAAAAAAAAUAAUGAUAAAAAAAAAAA
Molecule: messenger RNA, 3291 nt
Organism: Fundulus heteroclitus (mummichog)
Lineage: Eukaryota; Metazoa; Chordata; Actinopteri; Cyprinodontiformes; Fundulidae
Product: thyroid hormone receptor alpha-B
Exons: 12
Coding region: 655-1884 (409 amino acids)
Biological process (GO): thyroid hormone receptor signaling pathway; cell differentiation; negative regulation of transcription by RNA polymerase II
Molecular function (GO): nuclear receptor activity; zinc ion binding; RNA polymerase II cis-regulatory region sequence-specific DNA binding
Source: RefSeq, a predicted model, not a curated record